Molecule: messenger RNA, 796 nt
Organism: Habropoda laboriosa
Lineage: Eukaryota; Metazoa; Arthropoda; Insecta; Hymenoptera; Apidae
Product: shematrin-like protein 1
Exons: 3
Coding region: 66-287 (73 amino acids)
Source: RefSeq, a predicted model, not a curated record
UGACAGAUCGGAAAAAUUAGUGCAAUUCCUUGAGGAGCUAACUGGCUAACGUCAGCUCACGGAGAAUGGCUUGCUUGAAACUUUACACAGUCCUGCUGCUGGCUGUCAUCGUUGGCAUCGUCUCUGCGAGACCAGGAUUCUUGGGUGGAUACGGAUAUGGCACCUACUAUCCAUUCCAUUACGGUAUCAGAUACCCGAUCUACGGUUAUGGACACGGUUUCGGCCAUUAUGGCUACCCGUCGUACGGUUAUGGUCACGGAUACGGUCACUAUGGCGGUUAUUACUAAUCGAAAAGGCGACCGUUUGGAUUCCACGAUUCUCAAGGAAGACGCGUUUAGAUUCGAUGCAUAAUAUCGACUCUAUUAUCGUAAUCUUCUUUCACUGAAAUAUAUAUGGAACAAUACUGUAUGCAAACACGUCGAUGGCAAUUGUUAUAGUUACUUUAUACCACAAAACUGCGUUUGAAAAUUGCUGAGCAAAAAAGCCGAGUAAAAUUUCUGUUCCUGAUGGACAAUCGGAUUCGCUUUGUACCUGAUUAAACUUUAUAAUCACCUUAUCAUCGUGUCGUCGAGCAAAUCGAGCAAAUAAAGCGUAGAUUUUAACGAAAGUGUCUUUUUUUCAAGCGUCUCAUUGACAGGUCUCGCAUAAACCUUCUCCUUAACACGUUCUCUAUGAUGCUGAAAGUAAAACUGCAAACUUGCUUGUUACAAUUGACAAACGAUAUUUUCGCGUACGAUUAAGCUACACGUUUAGUAUCUCUCUAAAUAUCAAAGGACGUGACAAAUUAAUUAUGCUC